Angiostrongylus costaricensis is the source of this 198-nucleotide messenger RNA. The record is from the annotation of a GenBank genome assembly. Lineage: Eukaryota; Metazoa; Nematoda; Chromadorea; Rhabditida; Metastrongylidae.
AUGCGUGUUGGCUCGCGUGUCGUCGACAUUCUUUUCGAUCUUUGGUUCCACGCGGUGCUUAACGAGGAAAUCCCUUCACCAACGUAUUGGAGAACACUAUCAGCGUUAUGUCGACGAUGGCGACAUCAUGUGAGUUUUGAAAACUUUUGCUUAGAGAAAUUUCAGGAAGGUGGCAUCAUUUUCACAAAUCGGAUGUAG